This is a messenger RNA of Selaginella moellendorffii, 922 nucleotides long. Its product is annotated as subtilisin-like protease SBT5.3. Gene Ontology annotation, biological process: proteolysis. The transcript has 3 exons. The record is from RefSeq and is a predicted model, not a curated record. Bases 53 to 886 code for a protein of 277 amino acids. NCBI's taxonomy places the organism in Eukaryota, Viridiplantae, Streptophyta, Lycopodiopsida, Selaginellales, Selaginellaceae. Gene Ontology annotation, molecular function: serine-type endopeptidase activity.
AACUGCGACGAUUAAAACGCCAACAACAGUGCUUAACCAGAAGCCAUCGCCCAUGAUGGGAAUCUUCUCUUGUAAAGGUCCCAACCCUGAAGUCCCAGACAUUCUCAAGCCAGACGUAACAGCUCCAGGUGUGGACAUCCUUGCCGCAUGGUCAGAAGCAGCUGAUAAGCCACCUCUCAAGUAUAAGUUCGCCAGUGGAACUUCGAUCGCCAGUCCUCACGUUGCCGGAUUAAGCACACUGCUCAAAUCCAUGUACCCGGGUUGGAGUGCGGCAGCGAUCAAGUCUGCGAUCAUGACCACAGCUUACACGCAAGACCACACCGGGAAGCCAAUUCUGGACGGGGACUAUGACAUCGCUACUCCCUUCAACUAUGGAUCCGGACACAUCAACCCGGUUGCAGCAGCAGAUCCAGGGCUUGUUUAUGACGCAGGGGAGCAGGACUACGUUUCUUUCUUGUGCAACAUUGGCUUGUCUGCAAAACAGGUCGAACUUAUAACUGGGAAACCCGAGACAUGUCCUUCCAUCAGAGGCCGAGGCAACAACUUAAACUACCCCUCAGUGACGGUCACCAAUCUGGCAAGAGAAGCAACAGUGACGAGAACUCUCACCAGUGUCAGUGAUUCGCCAAGCACGUAUAGGAUUGGUAUAACUCCACCGAGUGGGAUCAGUGUUACUGCCAAUGCAACAAGCUUGACGUUCAGCAAGAAGGGGGAGCAAAAGACGUUCACGCUCAACUUCGUUGUGAACUAUGAUUUCCUGCCUAGACAGUACGUGUAUGGUGAGUAUGUGUGGUAUGACAACACACACACUGUUCGCAGCCCGAUUGUGGUCAAUGCGGUGAGUCGCCUUGCAAGUGGGGAAGGGAAUCUGGUUUAUGAGGUUUAAAGAGAAGACCUUUACUAAUUAUUUUUAAUUAUCUUU